AUGAUGAUGACCUUCUAUCAUUUAAGCGAGAGCUCCGACGAAAAUAAAAAACCCUAGGCGGCCAAGAGCAACCGUAAGAGCUAGAGAGUCCUCCUGUUGUAUCUUCUUCGUGGCCGCGUCUCUGUCUCAACAAGAUGAAGUUCAACAUUGCCAACCCAACCACUGGUUGUCAGAAGAAGCUCGAGAUCGACGAUGAUCAAAAACUACGAGCUUUUUAUGACAAAAGGAUCUCACAGGAGGUCAGUGGAGAUGCUCUUGGUGAGGAAUUCAAGGGCUAUAUCUUCAAGAUAAAGGGAGGUUGUGACAAACAAGGAUUUCCUAUGAAGCAGGGAGUUUUGACCCCAGGCCGUGUUAGUCUUUUGUUGCAUAGAGGCACCCCUUGCUUCCGAGGUUAUGGAAGGAGAAAUGGAGAGCGUAGAAGAAAGUCUGUUCGUGGAUGCAUUGUUAGCCAAGAUCUCUCAGUUUUGAACUUGGUUAUCGUGAAGAAGGGUGAAAAUGAUCUCCCUGGACUUACUGAUGUUGAAAAACCAAGAAUGAGAGGUCCUAAGAGGGCAUCAAAGAUUAGGAAGCUUUUUAACCUUUCCAAGGACGAUGAUGUCAGGAAAUAUGUCAACACAUAUCGCCGAACUUUUACUAACAAAGCUGGCAAGAAAGUGAGUAAAGCUCCUAAGAUUCAAAGGCUUGUAACUCCUUUGACACUUCAAAGGAAACGGUCGAGAAUUGCUGAGAAGAAGAAGAGGGUGUCAAAAGCUAAGGCAGAGGCAGCUGAUUACCAAAAACUUCUAGCUUCCAGGCUGAAGGAGCAGAGAGAAAAACGAAGUGAGAGCAUGGCAAAGAAAAGGUCCAGACUUUCUACAGCAUCUAAACCCUCUGUCAUAGCUUAAAAAGCCUACCAUGGCGCUUCUGCCAUUCGAUAAAAACUUUCUCUGCAUUUUAAAUCAUUAUGAGAUUAUCUGGAUUAGAUUUUAUCAUUUGAGUUACUUUGUUGAACAUCCAUUAACUUGAAUUUAUUAUUUUUAUCCA
Molecule: messenger RNA, 1023 nt
Organism: Impatiens glandulifera
Lineage: Eukaryota; Viridiplantae; Streptophyta; Magnoliopsida; Ericales; Balsaminaceae
Product: 40S ribosomal protein S6-like
Exons: 6
Coding region: 135-884 (249 amino acids)
Biological process (GO): translation
Cellular component (GO): ribosome
Molecular function (GO): structural constituent of ribosome
Source: RefSeq, a predicted model, not a curated record